CAAGAGGUUUGGUAUGCUCAUGGUUUGUUAGCAUGGAUAAAAUUUAAGCGGCGCCCCUGUGAGGAAUAAAGCUAUACGACAAUAACGACUGCUAAACAUGUGACCAGAGCGUGUCAGACAGUUUUUCGCACCGCACUUUUCAGACCUGACAGGAAUAGUAAAAAGAACAGCAGCCAUCCACGAUUCCAUUCACCGGGCAUUAUUGUUCAGGGAACGCAAGAUGGACAUCAAUGACCAAGGCGCUCAAAUGGAGCCGCUACUGCAAACGGUGUCAACUCCUGGACGCAGAAGUGUGAGAAAUGAUGAAGAAGCUGUGGUGGACAGAGGUGGAACCCGGACCAUGUUGAAGACCAACUUCGAGAAGGAGGAACUAGAAGGUCACAGGACUCUAUACAUCGGGGUACAUGUACCCAUGGGGAGGAAGAGCCACCGGAGCCACCGGAGACAUCACGGACACCGACACAGGAAGAAGAGCAGAGAGCGGGACUCUGGAGUGGACGAUGGAAAGGAGUCUCCUUUAUACAACACGCCUUCCCAGAGAGUGCAGUUCCUUCUAGGCACAGAGGAUGACGACGAGGAGCACAUCCCCCAUGACCUGUUUACUGAGCUGGACGAGAUCUGCCUGAAAGAUGGUGACGAUGCCGAGUGGAGGGAGACAGCCAGGUGGCUGAAGUUUGAGGAGGAUGUGGAGGACGGAGGGGAGCGCUGGAGCAAGCCCUACGUGGCCACGCUGUCCCUGCACAGCCUGUUCGAACUGCGCAGCUGCAUUCUGAACGGCGUCGUGCUGCUGGACAUGAGGGCCAACUCCGUGGAGGAAGUAGCAGACAUGGUGUUGGACCAGCAGGAGACCAUAGGUCCACUGGGCGAUGUCUUGAGGAAGAAGGUGAAAGAAACCCUCCUCAAACAGCACCACCACCAGAACCAGAAGAAGCUGGCCAACCGCAUCCCCAUUGUUCGCUCCUUUGCUGACAUCGGCAGGAAGCAGUCUGAGCCCAACUCGUUGGAUAAGAACGGUCAGGUGGUUCCUACCCAGACCUCUCUGCCUGUCCCCAAUGAGGGUAAAGCUGAAGUAAGCAGAGAAAACAGUGCUGUGGACUUCAGUAAGAUUGACCUCCAUUUCAUGAAGAAGAUUCCCCCGGGUGCGGAAGCGUCCAAUGUGUUGGUUGGCGAGGCGGAUUUCCUAGAGAAGCCUGUGGUGGCAUUUGUUCGUUUAUCUCCUGCGGUCAUGCUUAAUGGCCUGGCUGAGGUCCCCAUCGUCACCAGGUUCUUGUUCAUUUUGCUGGGGCCUCUUGGAAAAGGGCCUCAGUACCAUGAGAUUGGCAGAUCCAUCGCAACGCUUAUGACAGAUGAGGUUUUUCAUGAUGUUGCAUACAAAGCAAAAGACCGCAAUGAUCUGAUUGCUGGAAUCGAUGAGUUCCUUGACCAGGUGACUGUCCUUCCCCCGGGAGAAUGGGACCCCUCCAUACGAAUAGAGCCCCCAAAGAAUGUACCGUCUCAGGAGAAGAGAAGGAGUGCCGCAUUGCUUGGAACAGACCUGGGUGAUGAAGAGGAGCAUGAGGGACAUGGUGGUCCUGAGCUGCAGCGGACUGGAAGAUUCUGUGGGGGUCUCUGGUUGGACAUCAAACGCAAGGCGCCCCACUACCUGUCUGACUACACAGACGCUAUCAGCCUGCAGUGCUUGGCUUCCUUCCUCUUCCUGUACUGUGCAUGCAUGUCGCCUGUCAUCACGUUUGGUGGUUUACUAGGAGAGGCAACAGAAGGACGCAUAAGUGCAAUUGAAUCUCUUUUCGGCGCCUCAAUGACAGGAAUAGCCUAUUCCCUGUUUGCUGGCCAGCCACUCACCAUAUUGGGCAGUACAGGGCCUGUGUUGGUGUUCGAGAAGAUUUUGUACAAAUUCUGCAAGGAGAACGGGUUAUCCUACCUCUCUCUGAGGACCUGUAUAGGGCUGUGGACAGCAUUCCUCUGUCUUCUCCUGGUGGCCACGGACGCCAGCUCCCUGGUCUGUUACAUCACACGCUUCACCGAGGAGGCCUUUGCUUCGCUCAUCUGCAUCAUCUUCAUCUACGAGGCCCUGGAGAAGCUCAUCCACCUGGGGGAGCACUACCCCAUCAACAUGAACAACAACCUUGACAAACUCACCCAGUACUCGUGUUCCUGUGUUGAGCCUCCGGAUCCCAGCAAUGCCACACUACAGUACUGGGAGCAGAAUAACGUUACUGCUUCUGAGAUCUACUGGGAGGCGCUGGAGGUCAAGGACUGCAUAGAGAAACGAGGGGAGUUUGUGGGCAGCGCCUGUGGCCCUCACGGACCAUACAUUCCAGAUGUUCUCUUCUGGUCUGUGGUCCUGUUCUUCUCUACCGUCUUCAUGUCGGCUUUCCUCAAAGAGUUCAAGUUCAGCCGCUACUUCCCUACCAAGUUGAGAGCUGUCAUCAGUGAUUUUGCAGUGUUCAUCACCAUUCUCACCAUGGUGCUGGUGGACUAUGCCUUAGGGGUACCAUCUCCAAAACUACAAGUCCCCAGUGUGUUCAAGCCGACUAGAGACGACCGCGGUUGGUUGAUCAGCCCGUUAGGUGGCAACCCUUGGUGGACCGCAAUUGCGGCAGUGGUCCCUGCUCUGCUCUGCACUAUCCUGAUCUUCAUGGACCAACAGAUCACCGCUGUCAUCAUCAACAGGAAAGAGCACAAGCUUAAGAAAGGCUGUGGGUACCAUCUGGACCUGUUUGUGGUGGGCGUCAUGCUGGGGGUGUGCUCCGUCAUGGGCCUGCCCUGGUUUGUGGCUGCCACUGUGCUCUCCAUCUCCCACGUCAACAGCCUAAAGCUGGAGUCUGAGUGCUCGGCCCCCGGGGAACAGGCCAAGUUCCUGGGCAUCCGCGAGCAGCGCUUCACCGGCCUCAUGAUCUUCCUCCUAAUGGGCUGCUCUGUCUUCAUGACCUCGGUGCUCAAGUACAUUCCCAUGCCUGUGUUGUAUGGAGUAUUUCUGUACAUGGGAGCAUCUUCCCUCAGAGGAAUCCAGUUCUUUGACCGUCUGAGACUGUUUGGGAUGCCAGCCAAGCACCAGCCUGACUUCAUCUACCUGAGACACGUUCCUCUGAGGAAGGUCCAUCUGUUCACCAUCAUCCAGCUCAGCUGCCUGGUUCUGCUCUGGGUCAUCAAGACCUCCAACUAUGCCAUCGUCUUUCCCAUGAUGGUGUUAGCCCUGGUGUUUAUUAGGAAGCUGAUGGAUUGCUUCUUCAGCAAGAGAGAGAUGAGCUGGCUGGACGAUCUCAUGCCGGAGAGUAAGAAGAAAAAACUGGAGGAUGCUGAAGAAGAAGAGGAGCAAAGCAUUUUGGGAGAGGAAGACGGAGUUGUGCAAGUGCCAUUAGAGGGAUAUCAAAAGGGUGAAUCAGCACUCAACAUCACUGAUGAAAUGUCGAAAGGCUCUUUUGGAAACAUGUGGAAUGUCAACUCUGACAAUUCUAGAAAAGAGCUAGACUCAAAAAGCUCCCUUAUAUCCACUUAGAUGCUGAAUCCUUCAAAGCUUAUCCAAGAGUGGAAGGAAACAAAGAGGAGGAAAAUGCAGAAGGGCUGCUUUGACAGGGAAUCUACUCUAUAACGUUUCCCUUCUUCACUGUGUUACAAACAACUCAAUAUUGUAUGCCAGAGUAUGAUAUUAUUUCAUGUUUAGUCUUGUAUAUCUAUGUAUUUAAAAGUGUAAAACAGUAUUUUUAGUUAAUGUGUCCAAAAAACAUCUUUGUCAAGAAAAAUAAAGAAAUGCAAACAUAUUUUUCUUUAAUUUUGUUUGUGUUUGUAAAUGUUAUUAAAAACCAGCGAAACAUUGGAGUGGUUAGUUUGACUCUAUGUAAAUGCAACAGAAUGUUUUUGUGGAGGAUUCAUACAAUUUUACAGCUGUGUUUGUUUGUUUUUAAAUGUAUGUGGAUUUUGUAUGUUUUUGUAUUUUUUCCGGUAUCAUAUCACAGAACCUGAUAAAUCAUCCAACUAGGUAAACUAUUGAAUGAAAAAGUUUGUACGAUACUGCUAUUGGCUGUAGUUUUUCUGUACUACUGAAUAUCAUUGCCGGUGUGUGAUAUACAUUUUAUGGCAAACUUUCCAGAGAGUGAAUUUACAAUUACACAUAGUCUACUAAACCAGAAUUCAUAAAUGAUGUUCAUAUUGCAUCUCAGAGCUUAACUUUGACACAGAUUUAAUAGAGCCUUAUGAACACAAAUACAUAUUUAGAAUGAAUUAAUAUGUAGGUAACGUGUACCGUAUGCAUGCAGCUUUAAUUCAUAUUUUUAAAUACUGCACACAGAAUCUGCUUGAAUUCUGUAAACUUGGAAUGUUGUUGAAUUGUUUUACUACUGGUAUGGAAAUUAAAAUGUUUGUAUUUAUUAUUUAUGGUUAUAAAUUGGUACAUAGUACAAAACUGCUUUUACCAUUUUGUUAGUUAAAAGACUUACUCAGAGGAGCAAUAUGUAGAAUGUUUUGAAUUGCAAUAUCAGAAAAUGUUUGUAAUACAUCUACAGUAACAGUAAAACAAUUAUUGUUGUUCACAGAAUUUAUUUACCCAAAGAAAUAAUUUUGGGUGAAUAAAAAUGCCAGGACCAGCUUCUGUUGCCAGAUGGAAAAGCUGCAGCCCUCCUUUUUUCCAUCCACAUCACUAAGAGACAUGAUGUCCUACCCAAGGGCAUUGACGAUCAAUGGCAGACUGGAGAAAGCAAAACCUGUAAUUUUCUUGUUACUACAAUUCUACACAGUUCACUCAGUUUCUGUAAAUGUGAGAAAACAAGCACCAAAAAGUGUAGAAAAUCAUUGUGCCAUCUAAAUCGCUAUGAAACAUCUUUUAAAAAGUCAUUUUUAUACUGCUUUUUAAUUUAGUCACUCAAAAGUGAAAGUAAAACACUAGCGUGAGUGGGAAGUGGGGGAUUUGAGAGAGUUGAUUUGAAUGCAAACUGUUGUUGCAAUUCAGCUAGCUUCCACAUGGAGAAUAAAUUAUUUGAUUGUAUGACAUUUAUUUAUUUAUUUUUGUCAUGGUGCCAUUUUGUGUGCCCCAAAAUGAUUGUCAAAUCAAUAACUAAAUAUGAAGCUAAAAUAAUACUCCAAAGUGUCUGAUAAAGGGGAACAUACAUUCCAUGGUUAACUGAAACAAUUGCAAUAGCACUUUUUCUAGAGAGGGAAAAUGUAUAGUAUAUACUCUUAUAUUGUUCUAAAGAUUAUAAUACUUCAGUAUAUAUUUUCUUUGUACUAUAACAACAAUGAAUAUGUUCAAAUAUAAUUUGCUAAGCCUAUUUUCAUCCAUUAUGACUGUUGCUUAAUCAGACUGCACAAUAUUUUAACAUCUCUUGUUGAAUAUUUCUACUCUACUCCUUCUUGUUAGAAGUUAUUACUUAGCUCUGAAUUAAUGUUCUUAAAUGGUCACUCAGUUUUGUUUGUGGCAGUUAUCUCUGAAGCAGUACAGUGUAAGGAAAUAGUAUUGUACUGCAAAGCGAUUUUCCUUGUUAUUGGUCAUUUCAACUGAAGUUAUGCUGCUUAUUAUGUAUCUUGUAUAUGUACAUAACUGUGAAAAUGUAAACUUCAAACUUAAUAAAUGUACUUGAACAUGC
This is a messenger RNA of Esox lucius (northern pike), 5579 nucleotides long. RefSeq names its product solute carrier family 4 member 10b (gene slc4a10b). The record is from RefSeq and is a predicted model, not a curated record. The transcript has 27 exons. Bases 221 to 3499 code for a protein of 1092 amino acids. Gene Ontology annotation, biological process: regulation of intracellular pH; transmembrane transport; bicarbonate transport. Lineage: Eukaryota; Metazoa; Chordata; Actinopteri; Esociformes; Esocidae. Gene Ontology annotation, molecular function: monoatomic anion transmembrane transporter activity; sodium:bicarbonate symporter activity; solute:inorganic anion antiporter activity. Gene Ontology annotation, cellular component: basolateral plasma membrane; plasma membrane.